AUGUCAUAUGUCUUCAUCAAUGACUCAUUGCAGACUAGUGUACCGUUACUGCAGACUUGCAUCGAUGGGUACUUGAGUUUCGCCAGGCCUCUACUGGAGACCAGCUGCGACCCCAGCAUCCGUGACCACCAGGGCCGCACAAGUCUGCAUCUGGCCGCAGCGCACGGGAAUGUGGACAUCUGCUGCUUCCUGCACAAGUUUGGUGCAGACCUACUGGCCACAGACUAUCAGGGCAACACUGUGCUGCACCUCUGCAGACACGUGGACACCAUUCAGUUCCUGGUGUCCAAUGGUCUCAAAAUUGAUAUUUGUAACCAUUAUGGGUUAACCAAAUUGGUGCUGGCUGAGAGGAGAGGGGUAAACAAAGAUGCCAUUAGGCUGCUGGAAGGGCUGGAAGAACAGGAGGUCAGGGGCUUCAACAGAGGAGCCCACUCCAAACUGGAAACCAUGCAGAUGGCUGAAAGUGAGAGUGCAAUGGAGAGCCAUUCGCUGCUGAAUCCACACCUGCAGAACAGCAAAGGUGUGCUUUCCAGCUUUCGCUCCAUCUGGCUGGAGUUUGUGGAGGACCUGGGCUCCUGGAGGGUCCUGCUUCUGCUGGUAGUCAUCACUCUCCUCUCUCUGGGCAUUGCUUACUAUGUCAGUGGGGUCUUGCCCUUUUCUGCUAGCCAGCUGGAGUUGAUCCACUGA
Messenger RNA from Myxocyprinus asiaticus (Chinese sucker), 687 nucleotides. RefSeq names its product ankyrin repeat domain-containing protein 46-like. Gene Ontology annotation, molecular function: protein binding. The transcript has 3 exons. The record is from RefSeq and is a predicted model, not a curated record. The coding region runs from base 1 to 687 and encodes 228 amino acids. NCBI's taxonomy places the organism in Eukaryota, Metazoa, Chordata, Actinopteri, Cypriniformes, Catostomidae.